CUGAUAGGUGGCACUGAUUGGCAGCACUGAUAGGUGACACUGAUUGGCAUUGAUAGGUGGCACUGACUGGCACUGAUGGGUGACAUUGAAAGGCAGCUCAGGUGGGCACUGCUAUGUGGCAUUGAUGUGCACUGGUAUGCACUGAUAUGUGGCAUUGAUGUGGCACUGAUGGGCACUGGCACGUGGCACUGAUGAGCACUAACAGGAGAGAAAUGCCGAUAACUGGCAUUUCCGUGUUUUACAUGUGAUCAGCUGUGAUUGGACACAGCUGAU
This is a messenger RNA of Staurois parvus, 273 nucleotides long. NCBI's taxonomy places the organism in Eukaryota, Metazoa, Chordata, Amphibia, Anura, Ranidae. The record is from the annotation of a GenBank genome assembly.